Molecule: messenger RNA, 9976 nt
Organism: Odontomachus brunneus
Lineage: Eukaryota; Metazoa; Arthropoda; Insecta; Hymenoptera; Formicidae
Product: NADPH-dependent diflavin oxidoreductase 1-like
Exons: 12
Coding region: 962-3976 (1004 amino acids)
Biological process (GO): nucleoside transmembrane transport
Cellular component (GO): plasma membrane; cytosol
Molecular function (GO): nucleoside transmembrane transporter activity; NADPH-hemoprotein reductase activity; FMN binding
Source: RefSeq, a predicted model, not a curated record
UCAGUGAAAAUUGUUUCAAAUUUUUUUAAGGUUAUAGGCAAGCAGGUAUGAAUGAUAAGCAUAAUUGAACUUCAGAGUAUAAGUUUAUUAUCCUGAAUCGCAAGUUGAAAAGAGUAAAGAGAAAAUGUGUCAUGAAGCCACAUUAUUUCUCAGAGCGAUUACUCGAGAUUAUUCGUUUCCCGGGAAAAAAAGCUGCGUUGAAAAGAAUACUGAGCAUAUCAAUCGUCACCAAGCAACCUUCAAUUGAAUCGAUUAAAUUUGCUCAUAUCAAUAGUCAAAACAUUUCUGAGUUGAUUUUGCUUGAAUCAGUCUUUAAUUAGUUGAAACAUUCAAAUAAGUUAUUAAAUUAAGAAGAAUUUUUAAUUAAUAUUUUCACAAUUCUGACUCUGUAUCUUGCCUCUUUUCUCGCAACUAUUCGAUCGACUGAUCCAGACUGAUCUCACAAUGAGAACGAAAGGACGAAGUGGUGAUGGAGGGAUUGAGAGGAAGAAAGAAAUGGUCGACUCGCUCAUUCGCGCGCGCAAAGCUGUUUUUUGUUUAUAAAUAUCCCGGGCCCACCGCCAGGUGACCGUUCGAGCACUUAGCCUAGACAUUUAUCCUUGACAUUUCGUCAAGAACGAGAUUCGCGGCAAGACGAGCUAUCGUGAGAGCCAAGACGUGGUUUCCCGCGUUGUCGUCCGAUAGGUUAUAUGCCGUACUUUUUACCUGCACUCUGUUACACCUAGUUGCAUUUUCUGCACGUCGCGACCGGAAGGAUCGGAGGAAUCCUUCGCCUCUUUCAGAGUGCGGGAAUGUCGCACAUUGCGAUUUGAAAGUGCAGAAUAUGCGGUCAGAACAAGAACGGAUCUAUAUAUACUAACUUCAUUGACGAUCAGCUGGAACGUGUCACUCGCCGCGAUUAGGUUAGGUUCGUCGCGGCGAAAGUUGGAACUCAUCCUGAGCCAUCCCGAAAAAAUUUGCAAUGAAGAAGCUGGAUAAUGCAGUAGUUGUACGUGUGUUGUACGGAAGCGAGACCGGAACUGCUCAAGACGUCGCCGAGCAAAUCUGGAAGAGUGCCAAAAGAAAAGGGUUACGAAGCACUGUUUCCUCUCUAGAAGACUAUGACAUGCACAGUCUUACUUCUGAUCAGCUUGUCAUAUUUGUGGUGGCCACCACAGGACAAGGUGAUCCUCCAGCUAACAUGCAACGAUUCUGGCGGCUGUUGUUGUGGAAGAAUCUUGCAACAAACAUGCUACAGGAUCUAGCAUAUGGUGUGCUAGGUCUAGGCGAUAGCUCUUAUCAGAAAUUCAACUUUGCCGCGAAGAAGCUAAACAGGCGGCUGGCACAGCUUGGCGGCAAGGAAUUGUUGCCGGUUGGUCUCGCAGAUGACCAGCAUGACUUAGGAAUAGACGCCGUUAUUGAUCCCUGGGUUAAAAAACUCUGGGAUGAGGUCGGGAACACCUUCAACAUUUCCGUGGAAGACAAGUUCGACGAGGAGAACUCGAUAAUCGAAAGGUUCGAUAUAGCCGUGAUGGAAACGGGCCAGUUGAGUUCUAUGAACAGUCUAUGCCGAUCCCAAGGUGACAUCUACGCUCAUGAGGAAGCGCUCGUGAAGGAUGAAGUACGAAUAGGGACGAUAGUCGAUAAUAAAAGAACCACGUCGGAGGAUCAUUUCCAGGACGUGAGACUGAUUCAUAUACAAGCGGACGACAUCAGUUACCAACCGGGCGACGUCGUCUACGUUCGAUCGAAGAACUCCAUAGAACAAGUCAGACAUUUCUUCGAUGUUCUUCACGAGCACGACGUCAAACUCUUCCCGGACACAGUGAUACAAGUGUCGCAGAAGGACAUAAAGGUUCCUUCCGUGCUGAAACGCAGCCUAACUCUCGGGGAGAUCGUGGAGCAAUAUUGGGACCUAAACUUCAAGCCACGUCGAUCCACCAUGCACACCCUGUCGCUAAUCAGCGAGAACGAGUUGGAGAAAGAAAAACUUGGUGAAUUUAGCGGUGCGGCCGGCCAAGAAGAACUCUACGAUUACAUCAACAGGCCGAGGAGGAACAUUCUAGAGCUCCUGGUAGACUUUCCGCACACUACCAGCAAGCUGAAUGUGAAGGUGCUCUUCGAAAUCAUGUCUCCCAUAAAGCCGCGCGCCUACAGCAUCGCUUCGAGCUUGAGGGCUACUCCGAACGCGAUAGAAAUCUUGGUGGCAGUCGUAAAGUACAAAACGAAGAUGCUAGAACCGCGUUUUGGCUUGUGUUCCAAGUGGUUGGCUAGUUUGAGGAGCAACGAUAAGGUGGUGUUUUGGCUGCAGAAGGGAACCUUUCGGUUCGCGAAGAACAAGCCGAUGAUUCUAAUCGGCCCCGGCACGGGAUUGGCGCCGUUCAGGUCCUUGCUCCUGGAAAGAGCGCUGACUGACGAGAGUUUGAAGGACUACGCGCUCUUCUUUGGUUGCAGAUAUAAGGAGAAGGAUUAUCAUUGCAGAGAGGAUCUAAAGAGGCUGUCGAGAGAGAAGGACUUGAAGGUGUUCUGCGCGUUCUCCAGGGAUCAGGAACAUAAAAUGUAUGUGCAACACGUUAUACAUCAACAGAGAGAUUUGUGUUGGCAAUUUCUGCAGAACGAUGGCAGCAUUUAUCUAGCAGGAAGUGAACCUGUGCGUCUCUCGCCGGGGUGGGAAGGCACAGGUAGACCGGACGACGAGUUGAAUUUCAAGGGUGUCACGAUGGAUCAAGCGGAUCUCGAAUUGAAUCCUCCUAAAGAUAGAUUAAACUUAGUAUUUUGCAUAAUGAUACUUCACGGAAUCGGUGCCUUGAUGCCAUGGAAUAUGUUCAUAACGGCUAAAGAGUAUUUUGUCAGUUACAAACUGUCCAAGGAUUACACCGGCGUGGAGACGAACUACGCGACGAAUUUCCUCGCGUAUCUGGGAUUUUCCGCGCAAGUGCCGAAUCUGCUGUUCAAUUGGCUGAACGUAUUUCUACAAUUGGGAGGCAACCUGACGACGCGCAUAGUAUGGAGUAUCUUCGUCCUAGUUCUGAUCUUUGUAUUCACCAUCGUGCUGGCGAUGACUGACAGUUCUGGCUGGCCAGGAAUAUUUUUCUGGAUCACUAUGGUCUCCGUUGUCAUAUUAAAUACUGCCAAUGGCAUUUAUCAAAAUUCUGUAUUUGGAAUGGCGGCGAAAUUACCGAGCAAAUAUACGGGCGCCGUUGUCUUGGGUUCGAAUAUAAGCGGGACGUUCACAGCCAUAAUAAACUUCCUCGCGCAAAUAAUAGCGACGAACGCACGCACCGCCGCCAUAUAUUACUUCAUCACGGCUUUGUUCAUCCUGCUGAUUUGCUUUGACACUUAUUUCGCCCUCCCGAUAAACAGAUUUUAUCGAUACCACGAGAUGAUUCAUCAGAAGGAGGCAAACAAGAGACAAUUGGAGAACAACACUAGAGGCACUCAGAGGCCACCCUAUUGGAAGGUGUUCAAGGCGUGUUUCCCGCAAUGCUUCAACACGUUCCUCAUCUUUUUCGUCACUCUGGCUCUCUUCCCAUCCGUUCACUCCGACAUACGGUCCUCGAACGAGAACUUCGUGGUGUCACCCAACUAUUACAGUAGCGUCAUGUGUUUCUUGACGUUCAACAUCACUGCCAUGCUUGGUAGCUCCGUCGCGUCGCUUGUUCAAUGGCCCAGCAAGAAGUACCUGGUGAUCCCCGUGAUCCUGCGACUCGCGUAUUUACCGUUAUUCCUGUUUUGCAACUAUCAACCAGCUAACACGCAUAGAAUAUUACCGGUGUACAUCCACAACGAUUGGAUCUACUUGGCCAUCGCCGUUACUAUGGGCUUCAGCAGCGGCUACUUGUCGUCAUUGUCAAUGAUGUAUUGUCCCAAAAUGGUGGACUCGCAGUACGCGUCAACGGCAGGCAUGUUCGGUGCGGCGUCCCUAAUCACAGGCAUCUUCACGGGAAUCUUGUUCUCGAUGAUCAUGCCGAGCUUCGUGGCCAGCGUGACGUUUUGAUCGCUCUCGGUAUGGAGAGCGCGCCGCUUGUAUUCAGUACUCAGGAGUUAGAGAAGAGACGGAGUGUGUGCAUUCGAGAUUUGAGAGAGAGUGUGUAUAUAUAUACACACAUAUAUGCAUAUAUACAGUCUAUAUCCAGCAGUUACAAACUGAAGCAUAAGAACAACUGAAGAUAUUCCGAGAAGGAGGAAUAAAACGUUACUUCCGGUGUUGCCGAGAUUAAGAGACGAAUAAAGAUACGACGUUUCUCGAAGAAGCGAAAGCCGCUUACGUCAACUCGAAUGAAGGAAAGUCGCAUCGAGAGACUCAUUUACUUAUACAUACACAUACGUUUAAUGUACAUGUGCAUACGUACAUCAACGCAUGUACGUUAAACGUAUAUAUACAUAUAUAUAUACAUAAAUUUAAUCGUACAAUUCUUUACAGUAUAGAUUGACACUAAACGCGACCGUUCGGAGCCAUGCGUAUGUUUUUUAUAAGUGUGUGACUUUAUUCACAUCGACGACAUGAUUUUUGACCGAGGAUUGACACCAGUAUAACUUCCGUCGAGCUCGGACAUCGCAGAUGCGCAGCGAUGUGCUUAUAGGGAAGCGGAACAUGAGCUCUCCUCUUUCCCAUGACGUACAGACUUGUCUCUCUCGCCCCUUCCCCCGCCGAUGCCGAGACAGAAACUGAACUCUUCGGAAUUAUACGUUUCAAUCUUCGACGUACCAUUGAUAGGAGACGGUGUACAGAGAGCGACCUGGAAGAACGGCCGAAGAAUUCAGAGGCGUAGACGAUAUUUCCAAGAGAUCAGUUUCUCGAGUCACGUUGGUUAGACGUCUUUUCUCUAUUUUACGCCGCUGGAUUCUUCAGUUCCUCUUGUGGACGACUCUGUACGUUAUACAACUAGUUACACACGAGCGUACGUAAGUUAUAAACGUAAAGACCACGCAAAGUGCAUUAACGAUCCGGAAGACGAUCUACUAUGCGUACAGAGAUUGAUCUCGCGCAGUCGUUGCAACAGAUCUGAAUAGGGAAUAUUGGGAUCUAUGAUUUCACGAGGAUUAGAAGCAAGUUGUAGAUGGGCCUGUUCGUUUCAAUCGCCCCAUCUGCACUCGAUUCCUCUGUUCUUUCACCUAUCCAACGCUCGAAUAUAUUCAACACUCGAGUUCGUUUGAAGCUCAGGAAAUGUUAGAAAGUGUGAGUGAAACGAACAGGCACAGUGGUGCAAAAGGUUUGUCGGGUAAAAUUGAAAGCAAAAUCAUGUACCGUUUCGCGAUAAUAUUUUUAUUCAAGUUAUUUUUAUGGUUAAUCUCCAUCCAGAAAAGAAAGUUCUCGUAACUCUUUUUCUCUCUUUUCAAGGAAUCUCCCAACCUUCUUUCUUUACAAGAGACCAGAAGACGAGCCUUUUGCACCAGCCUGACAAUUUUACUAUAUUAUUAUUGACCCCACCCGAUUAUAAAAUAAAACCGGACCAAUAAGCCUUAUUAAUGAGAAGAAAAAGAAUCAUAUUCACGUUCUCUCUUAUCGCGUCGUUCGGAUAGAAACCGCUAUGCAGAUUUCAUCGUUGAUGAGAGAUCACGUCGUAUUUAGAUCUCUCCCAUAUAUAUAUGAUGAUAACAUUCGCCCCGCGCUUAGCGCUGAAGCCUCUCCCGCGAAUUUUCCAUUGUCCACCGGUGCAUUCCCCGGAGAUCAUCGCGUUCGCAGGGGCCAUGUGUUUGGCGUUAAGCGCGCGGCGCGCGAGAAUAUGCCUCUUACUAAUCGUUAAGCAUUACAAUUUUAGAUAGAGUCUACGCUAAAGUUGCCACUCGCUGAAUUCUCCCGCGCAAAGAGACAAAGAGAGGACAGUCCGUGUUUCGGAAUUGGUCCGGCUGGCAAACCUGGGUAUACGCGGACACAGGCACGGGGCGUCUCUUGCGGCUCGCGAUUCCUCCGUUGGCACGUCCGCGAAUGUGUCGUUGAAGCUGAGGUUGCGACCGGCGCGAGACGUCCCGUGUGCAUAUAGAUAUAUACACUGUUAAUAUAAAUAGAGAGAUGACAGUUUUAUCGAAGGCGACGAAGAUUCAGAGCGGCGAUCGCUCACUAAUUAAACGCAUACACGAUUUCGAUGCUUUGUCUUCGAACCAACGUCUGUCCGAUGAUGUCGUGUGAUUUUUCUCUACUGACUUUUUUACGCCGUUUGCGUCGUCAUCGACGACAGGUGUUGCAAAAUCAAACUGGAAUUAUUUAAAGCAUUAUCCGCCAACAAUCUGUCGUAUCGAGCUCUAUGUAUUUUACAUUUUUUGUUUUUUUCUUGUAGCUUUAUUCGACUGUGCUCAUUGAUUAACAUGGUUGUGUUUAUUCUGCGAUUUACUUCGCAGUGUCUCGAAUUUUCUCACCGAAUAACAGACGCGAGAUAAGUUCACGGUAUACAUGUACCUCUCGCGCGUGUCCCGAUAGAUUUAAGUUAAUUUUAAGUAGAUCUCUCCUAACGAUUAUUAAGUAAGUUAAACGAUAAGUUUUCACUCUCGCGGUAUCUCUGAUAGACUCGAGUCGAUAAAGCGGACUAUAUUACUCUUCGUCGCACAGAUUCAUUCACGAAUUUCCAAUUUCACAAUUUACUUCCACGUGAAAAUUUCGUGGUUAUUAUCGAUAGGGAUUUUAUACGGAGUAAUUUUUAUACGAAAUUUUCACAGAUCUCUGGGAACAUUCUUUUCCCUGUUUCCAUAACGCUUGAAGCGAAUUUAACCGCGCCUCCAAAAGCGAGAUGAGAGAGUUGAGACUAGCCGAUACUAGUCCUCGUUUGCUGUUUUAAUAAUCUUACUAAAACCAUGCGCGUUUUUGUGAAACAAUGCAUGCUUCGAAAUUGGAAGUUGGUUACAUCUUUCCGGCCAUGAUUACGCUUUAAACGAGCGCGUGAUUCUUAUUUCCGCCGUAUGUAUCCGUGUACAGUUGAUAAAGCGUAUAUGAUAACGUUUGUUAUUUUAAGCUGUGAAACAGAUCGCAAAAUGUCCUUCGUUUCAUAAACAAUCGUGAUCGCAUGAAAUCCAAGCGCGAUGCACAAUAAUAAUUCUUCCGCGAAUGACGUUCUUUAUGAUUCUUUGGUUGAAUGACGAUAGUCUUUAUGAUUCUUUGGUUGUUUCAUCGUAUUGCACACAUACAUACACACACGCGCGCGCGUGCGUUACUUCACGUCAGCUUUAGUUUAAAAUGUUAGAGUUAAGGCGCAUCUAAUAAAGAGGACAAAAUAUUUUCGCGUAUUGUAACUGAGACAUCGUAAAAUACUCUCUAAAUUUCUCAGAGUGAAAUUCCAGUAACAAUGGAAUUACAACUGAGUCACUCGAAUUUUUUCACUUAUAUGGAGUAAAGUCUCCAUUCUAAGUCGUUCUUUUGAAAGUUGAGGAGUAUAUUUUAUAUAUUCAAUCGUCACACAAAAAGAAAUUCACUUCAAUCUAUAGAAACGUUCACUCGUAUGGAUUAGAAAAAUUUACUUUAGAUUUGAGUUAAAUAUUCACUCGUUCUCGCUGAAAUUUUAUUGCAAGAAAUUUAGAGAAAACUCUUAAAACUUCUUUGAGUAAAAUUCAUUUAAAAAAUAAAGUCACAACAAAGUUGCUCAAAUUUGAAUAACUUUUUACUCACAGUGAAUUUCUCCAUUCUACAUUGUCGAGUGAAGAUUUUCUCUCGAAAUUAAACCAUAAUUUGAUUUAUUUCGUCAUUAAAUGAACAAAUUUAAUCGUUUAAAACAUACACUCGUAUGAAGCAAGAAUCCUUUCAAAGUUUAAGUGGAACUUUUAUCAAAGUGGCGAUAUUUGCAAUAUCGUCUUGAGAAAUUUAAUUAAUUCAAAUUUUCACCUGUUUUCAGCGAGAAUCAACCCUAAGAGAUUUAGAGAGUGCGUGUUGUAAUUGCUUACCAUAAGCAUACGCGACCGACUUAUGCUUCUCGCAGGACCACCGUUACGAAUCCAAGCGAUCUUUCGUUCACUCGUCGUCAUCAUCGGAACUUUUUCCUAGCUGUUUUAUAAUAAUAAUAACACUCAAAUUUUGCAUCGAACACACCUUGCAUUACGUUUUAAGGUGACACGCAUCGCGAGACGGGCAGCAGCUUUCGAUUUUGUAUUUUUGUACAAAGAGACCUCAUCCAGACGAUCUCGUACUCAGUUGUAAACACUUAAAUCGUUCCCAAAGUACUCUGAGAAAAAAUACCUGCAAAUUUAUUUGUGGGAUAAAAGUUUAUUUUUCACAGAAAGUAAACUUUAAUUUUCCAGAAAUAAACUUUAUUUCAGGGAAAUAAAUCUCAUCCCCGAAUAAAUUUUUAAAUGUGAUUUUCUCAGCGUAGGUUCGAUUAAAGUUUCAUUUUUUUUUUCUCUUCUCUGAUCGUCACUGAUACGAGAAGAGGUACGAGUUAAAGCUCAUAGAUGGAAGUUUAAACAAAUAUUUUAGAAACAACACAGAUGACGCGUUUUCAGCAGGAGCGCACGUAUUGCAUACGUAAUCGAUCUCUUGCUCAUUUAUACACACACACACACUUGCAUUUUUUAAAUUAAUCCUAAAGUAGGUAAAGCCACGCCAGCUUGGUGUACCUAAUCGACUCUAAUCAUCUCCAUUAUCUCUAUCAACUUUUAAGGCGUAUCGAUAAUCCAUUAUCUCUCGUCGAUUUAGCCUCUACAGAUCGACAAACUUGAAAAGAAAAGGUUCGCGCUAAAAAAGGACGUUUCGCUUACGACGCGAUGAUUCUAGGAGAAAGUGGUGGAUCGUAUCGAGAGGCACGUAAUAUAACUUGCAAUUGAUAAUCGAAGUUUUCCAGAAUUCUGUCAUAUCGUAACUUAUUACUUGGAUUUAAGGAAAUGGAAAUUGAGCCGUUCAAUUUCGAAGAAAUGAGGAAGAUAAGUCUCUCUUGGACGAGAUUACAUAAGAUAAUAGGCAAGUUAUGGAAUCAUCGCGUCGCGAAUAGAAGCGCGUUUCUCCAUCGGUAACCUUGCGAUGAGAGAAAGAAAACGAAAGAAGGGAACGUUUUACCUCGAUCAUCAUCUUAUCAGACUGACGGAAAAAUGACAAUGAUGAUUCUAAAAGCGCAUUCUGAAUUCCUACAUGGACAAUCCUCCGUACGAAGCAAUGCAGACAAUAAAGUCGAAGGAAUUCGAUGAUAAAUCCAAUAAUCGGAAGACUCACUUUUGAAUUUAAAGAUAAAUGAAAAUGAAGAUGAAGAAAAAGAAACCGAUAGAGUAGAUGGAAUAUUUUUAUAUGGAUUCGGUCACGAGUAAACUUUUCCAUUCGACACGAUUGUUUCCCACGCAUAUCGUAUAUCUCGUUCUAGAUCUUAAGUCUACUAAUGAUAAUAAUUAAAAGGACGAAUUCACCAUUAAUAUUAGGCACGCUGUGUAUGUAAGACGUACGAGCGCGUUCGUUUCCGCGUAGAAAUGGUGCAAGCUAUCUCCUGAGAAUAAAGUUCGCGGCGACCCGGUUGAUGCGUUAUCGUCGCGAGCUCGACUCUGCCAUUUCUCCACGUCGAAAUGUGCGCGUGUGCAUAAUUAUGAACGCAGAGAUACAGGGAGACUCAGAAACCGCGGGUUCCUUCUCUCGAUCGGAUUCGAAGUCGAACGUUUGUGAGGAAUUAAAAAAAUCGCCGGGAAAUAAAAGAGAAUCGGAAGAUCGGUGAAAAGGUACAUCGUGCUUCGAGAGAGAAGGACCGAUGUCCAGAGUUAAUAACUUGACGACGCGAGCCUCGAUCGCUUAGUCAUGCCGGAGAUUCCGGUCGGAAAAAAGAAGUCGAUGUGUUCUUGUAUGAAUAUUAAAUAUCCAUAAAAUAUUCAUCAAGGGCCACGCAUGCGUUGGUCUUCUUCUUCUUUCCGACUUUCUUCCCGACUCAGUCGAGUUGGAAGUCUCGACACAUGUCUAGUGUAUGAGCGUAAGAGGGAUCGAAGAGACCUUGUGAAGUAAGAGAUUCAUGCGUCUCAUAUAAAUAAGUAGAUUUACGAAGGAAACUGUUUGAACCGUUCAAUUUAUUGUAGAAAGAAUGUUAAAUAAAUGAGUAAGGACUAA